Volvox carteri f. nagariensis is the source of this 1328-nucleotide messenger RNA. RefSeq names its product mitochondrial ribosomal protein L13 (gene mrpL13). Gene Ontology annotation, cellular component: mitochondrial large ribosomal subunit; ribosome. Gene Ontology annotation, biological process: negative regulation of translation; translation. Gene Ontology annotation, molecular function: structural constituent of ribosome; mRNA binding. The record is from RefSeq and is a predicted model, not a curated record. Bases 1 to 690 code for a protein of 229 amino acids. The transcript has 6 exons. Lineage: Eukaryota; Viridiplantae; Chlorophyta; Chlorophyceae; Chlamydomonadales; Volvocaceae.
AUGUCCAAGACCAAUGAGUUCAUCAGGCACCUGAAAGACUUGGAACGUAUUAACCUAGAAGGCCUCCGGUUUCGCUUGAUAGAUGCCAAAGGCCAGGUGGUGGGGCGCUUGGCGCAGGAGAUUUCCAUUCUCUUGCAGGGUAAGGACAAGCCCACCUACAACCCUAAGAAGGAACAGGGCGACGUCGUCGUCGUGGUCAACGCAUCGCACGUGCACUUCACACAUGACAAAUGGGCCACCAAGCUCUAUCGGUGGCACACAGGCUUCCCUGGAGGUCUCCGCGCGCGAACUGCCCAGGAGCAGUGGGAGAAGGACCCUCGUAAGCUGAUUUGGAACGCAGUCAACGGAAUGUUGCCCAAAAACAAGAGCCGGGAGGUGCGAAUGGACAAGCUGAAGAUCUUUCCGGAGGCGGAGCACCCCUUCACGGACUUCCCGCUGGUGCCGUACGUACCCAAGCCGCGUACGCUGGGCGACCGAAGCCUGGGCUGGCCGGUGCCGCAGGGCUUUGAGCCAGUCAACUUGGAGCGGUACGCGUUCCGACUGCGCACCAGCCCCCGGCUGCAUGGCGGUGCGGGGAGGCCGCAGCUGCCGCUCGAGGACCUGCUGACGGAGGAGGAGCGGGCGGCGCUGGCGGCGGCGGAUGCAGCGGCUCUAGCACCUUCGUCCUCCUCGACGCGUCCCAGUGAUUGAUGCAUAGGGCCCGCGGCACAGAACGCACAAGCAGGAUAAUAACAAUAGCCGUUUUGCGGCGGAGAGGGCACUGAUUUGUGUCUGACGGCACGGAUUUUUGACGGCGGAGAAGAAAAGGGCUCGUGUGCGGACUUGCAGCGGCGGCAGCAGACUGGGAAAGAGUUACAAGGAAGUCGUGGUGUCGUACUGUCGUACUGUUGGAAGUUACGGGUGGAUGCUACACUCGAAGAUACGAUUUUUAAAUCGCGGGCUCGGGUGCGAUGCGACUCUGGUGGCCCAGGAGGGUUAUGAGGGCGGGGGGAUCUUUGGUCAACGUUCCACAACGUUCCGCCGUUGUUGGGGACUUUUGAAAUAGGUCGGGGGGCUUUUGAUGGAUGGACUUUUGAUGCUGGUGACCAGGUCUGCCGGAAGCUGGCUGAGGCACGCGGCUGGCGGUCCCACACGUGGACUGUUUUACUGCGGUUCCAAGCAGUAAAGCAGCGUUGGCUGGAGGAGGCUGGUGGCCGGAUAAACGCGCAGCACUUACUGGGCCGCUUCAGCUGUAUGCAAGUAUUAUAAUGGACGGAUUGCAUGGUUAUCCAAGCCUGCAACAGAUGCUCUUAACCAUUUUCCAUAAAAUUGUAAUAUCAUGCUGGUUG